Messenger RNA from Plasmodium yoelii, 3894 nucleotides. RefSeq names its product nonsense mRNA reducing factor 1. The transcript has a single exon. Gene Ontology annotation, molecular function: RNA helicase activity; RNA binding; ATP binding. Gene Ontology annotation, biological process: nuclear-transcribed mRNA catabolic process, nonsense-mediated decay. The record is from RefSeq and is a predicted model, not a curated record. Bases 1 to 3894 code for a protein of 1297 amino acids. NCBI's taxonomy places the organism in Eukaryota, Apicomplexa, Aconoidasida, Haemosporida, Plasmodiidae. Gene Ontology annotation, cellular component: cytoplasm.
AUGAAUAAAGCACAGAAUUGUAACCAAAUAGAUGUAGACAAUUUUUGUGAUCUAUAUAAUAUAGUGGAUAGAAAAAAUAAUAAGAAGAAAAAUAAUGAAAUAUGUAAUUUUAAUGAUUUAUUUAAAUAUGAUGAUUAUAUAAAUGAAAUGAAACAUAAUGAUAGAAGAUCUAGUUGUGAAGAAAUACAAAACACAGAAUAUAUAAAUAAAAAAAAUUCAAAAAAAAAUAAUAAUUCAAGUAAUUAUUUGUGUGAAUUAUCUGAGAAAAAGAGGUCCAAUUUUGAUAUAGAUGAAAAUAGAAUCCAGAAAUUGGUAUCAUUUUCAGAAGCAUGCUCAGAUGUAGAAUCAUAUGCCAUGUCAUGGAAUGAAUCACAUCUAAGAGGUUAUAGUGAAUCCAGUGUGGAUUGUAUGAAUAAAGAAGAAAAUGGUAAAGACCGAAUCAGUUUCAAGAAUGAAAAACAUUAUUUUGAUUCUGAAAAUGAACAAGUACAAAAUAAAUGUGAAGAUAUUUUGAGUGAUGAAUAUAUUCGAGAUAAUAAAAUAAAAAAAAAAUUAAAUAAAAAAAAAGGAAAAAUAAGAGAUAAAAAUUGUUAUUCCUCAAAAAAUGUAAAAGAAUAUGGAGAAAAAUAUAAUAAAAGAAAUAAUAAAAAUAUAACAAGCAUCUAUAAAGGUAGUAAUAAUGAUUCUGAAAAUGAGGAAUUAAAAUAUUAUAGAUGUAGAUAUUGUGAAAUAGAUUAUGUUGAUAGUGUUGUACAAUGUAAUACAUGUGAAAGAUGGUUUUGUAAUGGGUCCUAUGGAACAUGUGGAAGUCAUAUUGUUACACAUCUAGUUCGAUCAAAACAUAAAGAAAUAAAGUUACAUAAAAAUAGUGUCCUUGGGGAAACGAUAUUAGAAUGUUAUAACUGUGGAUGUAGAAAUGUUUUUUUAUUAGGAUUUUUACCAACAUUAGAAGAAGGGGUAGUUAUUAUUUUAUGUCGGGAUCCAUGCUUGGCAUAUUAUAUUUCUAUAAAUGAUAAAAAUGGAAAAAAUGGAAAAAAUGAUAAAAAUUGCAAAAAUGAAAAAAAUGAAAAAAAUUGCAAAAAUGAUAAAAACUGCAAAAAUGAUAAAAACAUGAAGAGAGAUAUACCUAUUCAAGAUGAAGAGAGUGAAGGAGAAUCCAAAAUAAAAGAAUGUAAUUUAGAAAAUUGGCAACCAGUUAUAGAAGAUAGAUGUUUUUUAGAAUGGCUUGUAAAUAUUCCACGAAAAGAUGAUGCAGAAAAAAAAGGUAAAUUAACAACAUCUGUAAAUGUAAAUAAGUUAGAAGAAUUUUGGAAAAAUAAAAAAGAUGUAUAUAUAAAUGAGUUAGAUUUAAAAAUAUUAGAUGAUGAACCCAAAAAAGUAAAAUUAAAAUAUACAGAUGCAAUAGAUUAUAAAUUAACAUUUUCUCCAUUAAUUGAAUUAGAAUCAAAUUAUGAUAAAUCAAUAAAAGAGGGACAUAAACAAACUAAUGUUACAAUACGAUGGGAUGUAGGUUUAAAUAAAAAAAGAUAUGCAUAUUUUGUAUAUAUUAAAGAAGAAAGUGAAUUAAGAAUAGUAGUAGGAGAUGAAUUAAAAAUAUCAUAUACAUAUCCAAAUGGUAAUAUAUGGGGUUGUGAAGGUCAUAUAUCUAGAUUAAAUAGUAAUGAAGAAAUAGCAUUAGAAUUAAAAGUAUUAUAUAAUAUAGAUGGACCAUGGAAUUAUAAUAUAAAUACAGGGUUUGUUGUAGAAUUUGUUUGGAAAAGUACUGCUUAUGAUCGUAUGCAAUUAGCUUUAAAUGAAUUUGCUUUUAACUCAUUUUCAUUAAGUGGCUAUUUAUAUCACAAAUUGUUAGGACAUGAUAUAAUUGAUGAACCAAUAGAUUAUAAUAAAAAAGAGUUUAAUUUAAAUAAUGAUAAUAAGAAAUAUAAUAAAAAAUUAAAUGAUAAUUUAUAUACUUCUUAUAAAAUUGUAAAUUAUUCUGCUCCUAAUUUAGCUCCAUUAAAUCAUUCACAAAUAGAUGCAAUUAAAAAAAGCUUAAAUUCUCCACUCUCUUUAAUUCAAGGUCCACCAGGAACUGGUAAAACAUUAACAUGUGCAACAUUAGUGUAUCAUAUGCAUAAAACAAAAAUGGGAGGAAAGGUUUUAGUUACUGCACCAAGUAAUGUAGCUGUUGAUCAAUUAUCUGUUCGUAUUCAUAGAACCGGAUUAAAAGUUGUAAGAUUAUGUGCAAGAAGUAGAGAAUCUGUAUCUAGUAUAGCUGAUUAUUUAUAUUUACAUAAUCAAGUUAAAUUACUUAAAACAGAUGUAGGAGAAGAAUUAAAUAAAUUAUUAGAAUUAAAAGAAGAAGUAGGUGAAUUAUCUCAAAAAGAUGAAAAUAGAUUAAAAAAAUUAAUUUUACAUGCAGAAUAUAAAAUUUUAACUGAAGCAGAUGUAAUAUGUACUACAUGUGUAGGUGCAAUGGAUAAAAGAUUAAAAAGAUUCCGUUUUAAUCAAGUUUUAAUUGAUGAAGCAACUCAAUCAACUGAACCAGAAUGUUUGGUUCCAAUAGUUACUGGAGCAAAACAAAUAGUAUUGGUUGGAGAUCAUUGUCAAUUAGGACCUAUAAUUGUAUGUAAAAAAGCAGCAAGUUCUGGGUUAGGAAAAAGUUUAUUUGAACGUUUGGUUAUGUUAGGAAUCACACCAUUUAGAUUAGAAGUGCAAUAUAGAAUGCAUCCAUGUUUAAGUGAAUUUCCAUCUUAUGUGUUUUAUGAUGGAUGUUUACAAAAUGGUAUUACAUUAAAAGAAAGAGAAUAUCCUUUAAAAAAUUUCCCAUGGCCAAAUUCUAAAUAUCCAAUGUUUUUUUAUAAUUCUAAUGGACUUGAAGAAAUGUCUGCAUCUGGAACAAGUUACUUAAAUAGAAAUGAAGCACAAAAUAUGGAAGUUUUAGUUAGAGCUUUAUUAAAUGCGGGAUUAAAAGCUACACAAAUUGGUGUUAUAACUCCAUAUGAAGGACAAAGAGCAUAUAUUACAUCACUUUUUCAAAAAAAUAUUUCUUAUCAACAUUGUUUAGAUAUCGAAGUUGCAUCUGUAGAUGCAUUUCAAGGAAGAGAAAAAGAUUUUAUUCUUUUAUCAUGUGUAAGAUCAAAUAAAAAAUUAGGAAUUGGAUUUUUAAAUGAUCCAAGAAGAUUAAAUGUUGCAUUAACACGAGCAAAAUAUGGAUUAAUAAUUUGUGGUAAUGCAAAAGUUUUAUCUAGACAACAUUUUAUUUCUAAAGAAAAAAUUAAUUCUAAUGAAACUAUUACAAAUGUAAAUUCAGUUUGGGUUAAUUUAUUAAAUCAAUUUAAAAAAAAAAAUUUAAUUGUAGAGGGAUGUUUAUCUAACUUAAAACCAAUAACAAUUAACAUUCCAACACCAGUUAAGCAACCAUCAAAAUAUAUUAAUUUUAAUUAUUUCCAAGAUUUAAAAAAUAUAAGUAGUAAAAUAUAUGAUAAAGGAAUAAAUAGAUAUACAAGAGAUAAUGGAAAUAAUAAAGAUAAUCAUAAAUUUAAAUAUCAAAGAAAUGAUUCUAUUUUGAGUCAAAAUAUGUCAAAUAGUAGUAUUUGUAAUGAGUCAGUUAUUGAUCAAGAUAUUUAUAAUUUUAUUAAUGAAAGAAAAAGAAAAAAUAAAUAUUCUCUUAACUCUUAUAUUAGCAAUCUUAGUCAGCUUUCUCAAUCCAAUGGUAGUAUAUCAGAUGACAUUCCAAACUUUAAGGGAAUUAAUAAUUCUGAAAAUAUUGCUGAUGGAGAUGUUAAUUACAUGAGUUGGAAUUUUAAUGAAACUAACCUUGAUAACAAAAUUAGUUCGAAAAAUGGAGACAUAUUUCCAUAUCUAUUUUAUCAAAAUAAUGAUGCCAAUCCACAAAAUAAGAACCUCCACUAG